Messenger RNA from Hemicordylus capensis (graceful crag lizard), 6460 nucleotides. RefSeq names its product septin-4-like. The transcript is spliced from 12 exons. Gene Ontology annotation, biological process: regulation of exocytosis; cytoskeleton-dependent cytokinesis. Gene Ontology annotation, cellular component: cell division site; septin complex; synaptic vesicle. NCBI's taxonomy places the organism in Eukaryota, Metazoa, Chordata, Lepidosauria, Squamata, Cordylidae. Gene Ontology annotation, molecular function: GTP binding; molecular adaptor activity; GTPase activity. The coding region runs from base 272 to 1675 and encodes 467 amino acids. The record is from RefSeq and is a predicted model, not a curated record.
GCAGCAGGGCGGCUUCGAGGCGCCCUUCCGCGCUCUGCACAUGCCCAGAGUCUCCCCAUCGCAGCUCGGGCGGCCUCCUCAGUCCCAGGCUGCGGUGCUGCUCCCCCGCCCGCCGCCGGUCACAUGGCCGCCGCCCUGCAGCCGCGCUCGGAUGCCCUAAUCCGGCGCCAGCCUGGGAGUGAGCCGCGACGGAGCCGGCCGAGGAGGAGCCUCAUCACCUGGCGGCCGCGGGGGCUGAGCCGAACCUCCUGCAGCCCCGCCGCCGCCUGCCAUGAUCAAGUACUUGCUGAAGGAGGACUCAGAGGAGGCUGAGCUCGUUCAGUUCCUCAAGGAGUGUCCUUCCGAGGAGGGCUUCAGUCUCGUGCGGCCAGUGGAGGCUCAGAAGGUCGAAAGCCUGGGCUGCCAAGAGCCCGAGAUGUUCUCCAGCGUGGCCAGGCCUCCUGCUCACAAGGGGUUGGAGGAGAAGGAGCAGAAGACCUUCCACUGUCCCCAACCCCUCCACUUCCAGCCGCAGCACAUGGCUGCCCCCACGCCCCCCAGCCCUUCCCGUCCCAGAAGCCCUUGGGGCAGGCUUGAUCCGUACGAGUCUGAUGAGGACGAUAAAGAGUACGUGGGUUUUGCUACACUCCCCAAUCAAAUCCAUCGGAAGUCAGUGAAGAAAGGGUUUGACUUUACCCUCAUGGUUGCAGGAGAGUCUGGACUGGGGAAAUCCACUCUGGUGAAGAGCCUCUUUCUCACAGAUUUGUACAAGGAUCGCAAUCUCUUAAAUUCAGAAGAGAGGAUCAUCCAGACGGUGGAGAUCACCAAGCAUGUGGUGGACAUUGAGGAGAAAGGCGUGAAGCUGCACCUGACCAUUGUGGACACGCCGGGCUUUGGGGACGCCGUCAACAAUACCGAGUGCUGGAGGCCUGUGGCCGACUACGUAGACGAGCAGUUUGAACAGUAUUUCCGGGAUGAAAGCGGACUGAACCGGAAGAACAUUCUGGACAACUGGGUCCAUUGCUGUCUCUACUUCAUCUCGCCCUUUGGACAUGGGCUGCGACCUCUGGACGUCGAAUUCAUGAAAGCACUCCAUCAGCAUGUGAAUAUCGUCCCUGUCCUGGCCAAAGCUGACACCCUGAUGCGCUCUGAGGUGGACCAGAUGAAAAACAAGAUCCGUCAUGAAAUUGAACAAUUUGGGAUCCGGAUCUACCAGUUUCCUGACUGUGAUUCAGAUGAAGAUGAGGAUUUUAAGCUGCAAGAUCAGGCACUUAAGGAGAGCAUCCCUUUCGCUGUGAUCGGUAGCAACACGGUGGUGGAGGCCAAAGGCAGACGGGUCCGUGGGAGGCUUUAUCCUUGGGGCAUUGUGGAAGUGGAGAACCCCUCGCACUGCGACUUUGUCAAGCUGCGCACCAUGUUGGUGAGGACCCACAUGCAGGACCUGAAGGAUGUGACACGGGAGACGCACUACGAGAACUACCGGGCGCAGUGCAUCCAGAGCAUGACCCGCAUGGUCGUGAAGGAGCGGAAUUGCAACAAGCUAACGAGGGAAAGUGGAACAGAUUUUCCCAUCCCUGCCAUUCCUCCAGUGCAAGAUUCGGAGACGGAGAAGUUGAUACGGGAGAAAGAUGAGGAGUUGCGACGGAUGCAGGACAUGCUGCAGAAGCUCCAGAAGCAGAUGAAGGACUCCCAAUAGCCACCCCGCCACGUUCCCCGAGUCCCUCGGAGACACGGAAUGUUUACAUCUCACCCGGUCCAUCUGCCCAUGCUCUGACACCAACUCCUCCUUCCACACCCUUCACCUUAAGCCAAGAAGACAUCCUUGCAACAAUCGCCUUAUAACGAAACCUCACCGUGCUUGUUGGCCAGCGUCUCCAAAGACACUAGAAAUCCCCAGAGAGUCUGCCUUGCACCCGGCCACAGGUGAGAAUCCCACCCUGCCGUAGCCCUGAGCUUCCCGCGGUCAUCCCUGUGAUGGAUUUCCACCACAUACAGCUCUUGAGGUGAUCGAUGCCAUGGGGCUGGACUGAGAGGAGGUCUUCAGUUGGCCUCGUCUUAACGUUUGUCCCAGAGAUCGUGGCAGAUCUCACCAUGCCUGCCUGCCCGCCCGCCCAACAAGGUCAUAAGAACAGCCGUGCAGAAGGUGCAGAAGAGGGCCACCAAGAUGAUAAGAACAUAACAUAAGCACAGCCCUGCCAGAUCAGGCCCAGGAAGGUCUAUCUAGUCCUGCAUCCUGUUUCACACAGUGGCCCACCAGAUGCCGCUGGGAGCCUACAGGCAGGAGCUGAAAGGGGCCUGCCCUCUCUCCUGCUGUUACUCCCCUGCAACUGGGACUCAGAGGCAUCCUGCCUCUGCGACUGGAGGUGGCCUGUAGUCCUCCGACUCGUAGCCGUUGAUAGACCUCUCCUCCAUGAAGUGAUCCACACCCCUCUUCAAGCCAUCCAGGUUGUUGGCUGUCACCACAUCUUGUGGCAGAGAGUUCCACAAGUUGAUGUGGGACGCUGUGUGAAACAGUACCUCCGUUUGCUGGCUCUAAAUUUCCUGGCCAUCAAUUUCACGGGAUGACCCCUGGUUCUCAUGUGACGUGAGAGGUCAUAUACAUAUAUUUUAAGAAGGACUCCGGUGGGAGACGGCACAUGGCCAAAUUGGGACGCAUUGGCGGGCGGGCCAGAUCUGGGGCCUGCGACAUCUCCCAGAGGUCCAGAAACCUGUGCUAUACCCAGUUCUCUUUGGAGGUUGCUUCUGCUACUGCAUGGCGCUGCUGCCCUCUCUCAGGGUCAUGCUUCUGGGCCCACCGAGGCCUCCAUUGCCUGCUUUUCCAGAUUUGCAUGCUGCAAUAAGCCGAUUCGCAGAACGAUACACAUUGUGCAGAAAGGGUAGCUGAGAUCUAUUCAGGGGAGGCAGAGAAGAGCUGUCACUAUCCCAUGAACCAGACCCACAAAUGUUGGCCCAUCUCAGGGGGCAAAUGCUCAACCUGAUUUCUGGCAACGUCUAACCCUCUAGAGACAGAAAAGAGGUGAUAACACUGUUGCUUUCUGGGUGUUACUGCCCCUUCUUUAUCCCAGCCGCCAAACCAUUAGGGUCAAUUUUUUAGUCAUUUUUUGCAUGGAGGAAUGGGUUUAAUUCCUGGGCAGUUCACAACAACAGUAAAAAACAUUCAAUUUAAAAAACACAUAACAGGACAAAUUACAACACACACACAAUACGAUACGAUACAAAACAUUUUAAAAACUUUUUUUUAACAUCAAUUUUAAAAAGUCUGCUUGAGAGUCAGGGUUCAUGUAACAAUGGACAAAUUGUACUUUCUCCGUAGAGGAAUCUUUGGGGACAUUCAUGCCCUAUUAUCCCCUUCCUCGGACAACAUUGAUGAUAUUUUCUUGUCGUUUUUGUGUGUUUUUAAAAGCUUUUAAAACCCCAUCGCAAAUGUGGCGGCCGUAGACCCGACGGUCAGGGCAGGCCAAGUGUGGGAACCCACAGAAAGAGGAUCUUGUCCAAAAUCACCGUGAGUAUUUGACCCCCAGAUGGUACCCACCACCUGAGCUGGCUUCAUGGGCUUGUGGGGAAAGACCAGAGUGGCGGGCUCCAAGCCUUCACGGAAUGUGCCUCUUCUCUCAGUGUGGAAGAUCCUGGAGAACUUAUGGGCACAUCCUCAUGACCGUUGCCUUUUCUACUGGUUUGGUGAUGGUACAUACAGCCCAAGUCAGAGCAGACAAUACUGAGCUAGAUGAACCGAUGUUCCAACUCGAUGUUCCGACUCGAUGUCCCGACUCGUUAUAAGGCAGCUCCCUGUGUUUUGGAGUAUGCUAUAUUUUCUCACAUGUGUGUCUGGCACAGAAAAGUGGGCGGUUUGUCCUCUGGUCUUCCCUGUCAGCCACGGAGGCAGCGAGAGUGGGUGAAAGCCCCAAUCAGGUUUAGAUGGCACAGAUUUGCCUCCAGAGAGACAGGCAGUCUUUGGUCUAACCACAGAAGAGAUAUGUUGACAUGGAUGAGAUCAAAGCUCUCUGUUGACAGCGGCCCAUUGGAAGCCUCAGGGGAGCUCCCAGGCAGAGCAUGUGUUGCUAGUAUUGCGUUAGCAGUGUGGUAGCCUGCAUCUGCACAUGGAGGUUCUAUUUCUAGUUAUUGUAGCUAAUGGUCAUGGGUGGAUUUUAUCGUGUCUAAUCCUUUUUUUAAAAGGCUGCUAAUGCUGGCGGCUGUUCCUUCUGGUACCAAAUUCAGAUUCAAGCAAAAUUUAGUCUGGGAAGCAGGGCAUGAUUCAGAUCCUUCUCCGAAAGCAUCCAGAACCAGAAAAAUAUGUCCAGCUCCUGAACUAGCAUUGUGCUGUUACAUGCUGAGACCUUUGCAGACUGAGCAUCUACCACCCCCUGAAUGCAUUAGCCCUUUCGGCAUCCCAGUACCUUAUGUGCAAAGUAGGGCAGGGUUGCCAACUGACCCCAAGCCCCACUCUGGCCUACUCUUGUGCCUUUUAGUCUUUGGAGAUGCAGAAAUCUUUAGGUGGAGCUUUUCACAACACAGAGAUAACUGUUCCCACCUGCUGAUAUCUGCAAGUCAAGCGGCUGUUGAAGGCACAGGUGCAGGGACUGGUGGAAAAGUUGGCAACCCCAGCAGAGUUUUGGCUUUUUAAAAAACAACCCCUCCCUCUCUAUUCUUGCUUUCUAGGUUGGCUAUUGCCUUCAUAUUCCUUUAUUUAUCAUUUGAUAUAUUUAUUAUUAAUUAUUUAGAUUAUUUUUAUUAUUACCUUUGGGCACACAGCGGGACAUUUGCAGACAACACACCUACUUUCCCCCCCAGAUUUGUUCCCACUCUGGUAUACAAGCAAAAAUGACUGUCUUCGUAAUUAAUAUGUGUAUGAUCCCUUUGAGUAUAUUUGAGAUCAUCUGGAUUUCAGAUAAUCACCAUUCUUACCCGUGAACAGGGCUGUAUUUGAGAGCCAAGCAUGCACAGAAUGUGGCAUUUGGCCUAGAAUCCAGUCACCUGAGAAUCUCAACUUGCAUUUUUAAAAAAUCAGAGUUUCUAGCCCUCAUGGUUAUAAGAUUUCAGGUGCUGUGGGGGUGUGUGGCUUCAGUGCCCUCUCCCUCUUGAUGAGAAUAAUUGAUGCAAGAUAGCAGAAUAAUAAUAAUAAUAAUAAUAAUAAUAAUAAUAAUAAUAAUAAUAAUAAUUCAAUUUCUAUAUCGCCCUUCCAAAAAUGGCUCAGGGCGGUUUACAAAGAGAAAUAACAAAUAACAUGGCUCCCUGUCCCCAAAGGGCUCACAUUCUAAAAAGAAACAUAAGACACACACCAGCAACAGUCACUGGAAGUACUGUGCUAGGGGUGGAUAGGGCCAGUUACUCUCCCCCUGCUAAAUAAAGAGAAUGACCACGGUAAAAGGUGCCUCUUUGCCCAGUUAGCAGGGGAAAUACAUUGUGCCCCAAGGAUUCGUUCCACUUUGCUUGAUUUUAUGGCCCAGAAUAUUGAUUUUUGCUGCAGUAUACAGUCCUGCCUCCGUGGGUGGGCUUUAUUUUUACCCACACAUGACUGAAAUCUGUGGGAAGUGAUCUUCAGUCUCUCUCUCUCAAAAGCGGAGGCUUUAGCAGGCCUGAGCAGAAACAUGGCUUCUCGAAGCACAGACUGAAAUCGUAUCGGCCUUUCCUGCUGCAGCAUCACGCCGCUGCCUCGUUUUCCAUUCGCCCCAGCCUGCAGCCAACGAGGGACGUCUUUGUCUAGCCUGGAUACUUUUGCCCCCUGCUUUUGACAAAUUCUGGGUUCAUCAUCAUUUUGGAAAGGGUUCUCACCUCACGGCAAGCAGCCUGUUUGCCACAAGUGGAAGGAAAGCGUGGCAGAAAGGAGGUGUGCAGAGUGGUUAUGGGGACCAGUUCAUAGCCUGCUGAAGCAUGUAGGCAGGGCUUCCUGCAGAAGCUUGUAGGCAGGGCUUCCUGCAGAAGUGAAAUCUGAGACUUUUGAGAUGAAUGAUUGUACAUACAUGAUAUUGUAAGGUUUUUUUGGGGGGUGUCUUAGCUCGGGACAAUCAGGGCAGAGAAGGGUGACCAGGGUAUUAAUUGAAAAGUGUGUGUGUAGACAGCAGCUCAGUACCAGCACUGGAUAGGGACCACAUGGAGAAACUAAUGGGUUGGAGUUCUCCACAGAUCUGAGCACCUUAGCGAAACUGGCCCCAGAGAUACAGGCCGUGCUGGGUAUUCUGGGAUGCAUUUCCAAGAAGGCCCCCCAAGUAGGUGUGUUCCCUCAAACCAGUUUCAAAGAUUGGGGGUGGGGAGGGGGGGAGAUGGGAGAGGGAUCCCAAAGAAGGUUGCCAUCUUUAUUUUCCUUUCCCCAAAGCUUGCUAUUUUUCUUACCAGAAACAAAUCCUAUCUUUGCACGGUUGUCAAAAUAAUAAUAAUAAUAAUGUAUUUAUUUAAAGGCUGUACAGAUUAUAGGUUUCUACAUUCAGCUAGUUCCAGUGGGAAUAUUUUUUUUACCCUGCCAAUAAACUUAGCUGAUUUCAGUGAG